Molecule: messenger RNA, 430 nt
Organism: Apodemus sylvaticus (European woodmouse)
Lineage: Eukaryota; Metazoa; Chordata; Mammalia; Rodentia; Muridae
Gene: Cops9
Product: COP9 signalosome subunit 9
Exons: 3
Coding region: 51-224 (57 amino acids)
Biological process (GO): negative regulation of protein neddylation
Source: RefSeq, a predicted model, not a curated record
CGGAAGUAGAAGGGGCUGGCCGGAAGUGAGCGCAACGCCGCGGAGUCGAGAUGAAACCCGCGGUGGAUGAGAUGUUCCCCGAGGGCGCGGGGCCCUAUGUGGACCUGGAUGAGGCUGGAGGAAGCACCGGACUCUUGAUGGACUUGGCAGCCAAUGAGAAGGCAGUCCAUGCAGACUUUUUUAAUGAUUUUGAAGAUCUAUUUGAUGAUGAUGAUGUCCAGUGAAGCCGUCCCGUCAUACAUGCUCCAUGUCAGUGAUGGGUCAGGAGUCUCUCAGGACAGGACCAGCUGAUUGUAGACAUUGUGUGAAUAUCACUAGAAAUCAGGACCUAGUCAACCAAUAAGGAACCGUCUGAGCCAACUGGGUACUGAUGUCUCUGGGAACGCCAGUCCAUGUCCUUGUUUAAAUUAAUAAAGAGCACUAUAACAGA